AUGGCCAUGUCCACCAUGUCUGUCUGCUCCAGUGCUUGCAAUGACUCCUGGCAGGAGGACAACUGCCCAGAGAGUUUCUGUGAACCCCCCUGCUGUACCCCCAGCUGCUGCACCCCAGCCCCCUGCCUGAGCCUGGUCUGCACCCCAGUGAGCUGUGUGUCCAGCCCCUGCCAGUCAGUCUGCAUCAGCUCCUGCACACCUUCAUGCUGCCAGCAGUCUAGCUGCCAGCUGGCUUGCUGUACCUCCUCCCCCUGCCAGCAGGCUUGUUGUAUGCCUGUCCACUACAAGCUCAUCUGCUGCAUGCCUAUCUGCUCUGAGCCUUCCUCUUCAUGCUGCCAGCAGUCUAACUGCCAGCCUUCCUGCUGUACCUCCUCCCCCUGCCAGCAACCCUGCUGCAUGCCUGUCUGCUGCAAGACUGUGUCCUGCAAGCCCGUCUGCUGUGUGCCCACCUGCUCUGGGGCUUCCUCUUCAUACUGCCAGCAAUCUAGCUGCCAGCCUACUUGCUGCCUCUCCUCCUGCUGCAGACCCUCCUCCUGCGUGUCCCUCCUCUGCCGCCCUGUGUGCAGGCCAGCCUGCUGCGUGCCCACCUCCUCCUGCUGUGCCCCUGCCUCCUCCUGCCAACCCAGCUGCUGCCGCCCGGCCUCCUGCGUGUCUCUUCUCUGCCGCCCUGCAUGCUCCCGCCCAGCCUGCUGUGGCCUCACCUCGGGCCAGAAGUCCAGCUGCUGA
Molecule: messenger RNA, 726 nt
Organism: Carlito syrichta (Philippine tarsier)
Lineage: Eukaryota; Metazoa; Chordata; Mammalia; Primates; Tarsiidae
Product: keratin-associated protein 10-3
Exons: 1
Coding region: 1-726 (241 amino acids)
Cellular component (GO): keratin filament
Source: RefSeq, a predicted model, not a curated record